AUGGCUUUUGCAUUUUCUCAGUUGCAGACAUUUGAUGUGGAGACCGAGUUUGACAGCAUAACCAGUCUGAGUGAUGGUGUGAUCAUGAGUGAAGUCCUGAUGCAGAUUGCUCCAGGAUUCUUUAACGAAGAAUGGAAGUCAAAGAUCAAGGUUGAUGUAGAAGUUAGCAAUAAGAGAAUAAAGAUUAGCAAUCUGAAGAAAAUUCUCAAAGGAAUUCUCGAUUACUACUCGCAAGUACUUGGUCAACAGAUCAUUGACUUCCCCAUGCCUGACGUGAGCCUAAUAGGAGAGUUUGGCGACUCGAUGGAGCUGGGCAAGCUGCUGCAGCUCAUCCUCGGAUGCGCAGUCAACUGUCAGAACAAGGAAGAGUACAUCCAAUACAUAAUGGGAAUGGAUGAGGACGUACAGCAGUAUAUCAUGAAGGCAAUCCAGGAGCUCAUGAACAAGGAAGUGCCGGCUCCACCAGGAGCGUCAGAAACGGGAGACACUCAGAAUCAGCUGAAGGAGACCUGGCAAGCUCUACAGGAGGCUGUGCAAGCUAAGGAGGAACUACUACUCAGGUGUGGAGAGCUAGAUGUGCAGCUCGCUUCCAUCCAGGAAGAGAAGAUCGGUCUGACGGUCGAAAACCAAAGAUUGCAGGAGAAGAUCCACAUGUCAGAGCAGCUGCUGGACGAAGACAGCAGCGGCGGCAGCAGCACGGCGGCGGAGAGGAAGUAUCAACAUCUGCAGGCGAAGGUCGACAACUUCCAGGACGAGCUUUAUAGACUGGAGAACGUCUGCCAGGAUCAGCGCAUUAAGCUGGAGCUGCAGGAGAAAGAAAUACUCGACGUCCAGCUAAAGAACGAGAGCCUGGUGAAGCUGGCGGACGAAGCACGGAGUCUCAAGGAUGAGGUCGACAUUCUCAGACACAACUCUGAGAAGGCCUUGCAGUACGAGCUGUCGAUAGACACUUACAAGAAGAAGCUAGAGGAGAUGGGUGAUGUAAAGAGACAGCUGAAACUGUUGGAGGAAAAGAACACUAACUAUGUUCAGAGUAGCAUGGAAAUGGAGGAGGAGCUGAGGAAGGCGCAGUCGUUCCGCACGCAGGUAGAGCGCUAUAAGAAGGAGAUCCAUGAGCUUCACCCUAAGCUGUCGGAGGAGAGCAAGCGCGCCGACCGUCUCGACUUUGACAACAAGCGACAUCACGAAAAAACUGUUCCUUGGCAGCCGCCCGAAGAACGAUGGCGGCUGGUCACAAUGAGAGAUUCACUCAGUGAAACAAACGAAGAGCUGAGGAUGAUGCUGCUGCAGUCAGGGGCAGAUCAGAUGCAGCUUGUAGAAUCGCCAUGA
Priapulus caudatus is the source of this 1329-nucleotide messenger RNA. Its product is annotated as protein Hook homolog 3-like. The record is from RefSeq and is a predicted model, not a curated record. Lineage: Eukaryota; Metazoa; Priapulida; Priapulimorpha; Priapulimorphida; Priapulidae. Gene Ontology annotation, cellular component: cytoplasm; centrosome. Gene Ontology annotation, molecular function: microtubule binding; dynein light intermediate chain binding. Gene Ontology annotation, biological process: cytoplasmic microtubule organization; cytoskeleton-dependent intracellular transport.